AUAGUGUUCAAAUUUAUGUUUAGUUGUUAAAAUAGAGACACGUCAGAAUUUGAUUGAAAUAGCAGAUAGAUGCAGAGAGAGAGUAGCAAAAUGAAAAUGGCAGUUACCCUAUUUGAGGUACCUACAAUUAGUCCUUUACACGAAUCCAGCUCCGAUUGUAUUGUAUUGUAUUGUAUAGAUACAAAUAAUCUGCAUAUAUACAUACAUACGGUCCAUCUAAUCCAGCUGGUGCUCGUCUUUCUUCUUCGUAUUUAAAUCCUAAACUUAACCCCAUUCCUCUCUCUCUACAUCUCUCUCUUUCUCUCUCUAUGAUUUCUUCAUUCCUCCAUCACCGCAUCUAAUCCAAUCCACAAAUCCCCGCAGCGCAGAUACAAUGGGAAUGAGCCGCAAGCUGAAUCAGAUGAUGGUCGCCCCUCUCCCCCGCUGCUUCCACCGCAUCUCCUGCGCGCACCUCCCCCGCGACGACGACGAAGCCCCCCGCCGCCGCAGCAGGUCGGGCGCCCUGAUCCGGCUGGUGAAAUCGGACGGCGUGGUGGCGAUCUACGACCGCCCCGUGACGGCGUCGGAGCUGAUGGAGGAGUUCCCGAAGCACAUGGUGUGCCGGUCGGACUGCUUCUACAUCGGGCAGGUGACCCCGGCGCUGUCCCACCACGACCGCCUCCUCCCCGGCCACAACUACUUCCUCCUCCCGGCCAACUUCUUCCAGUCCGCCCUCUCCUUCGCCACCUUCCUCCGCUGCCGCACCUCCGCCGCCGGCCGCCCCCCCUUCGAGCUCGAGAAGACCCCCGCGGGCGCCCUGCGGGUCAAGGUCACCGAGGAGAUGAUCAUCCAGCGCCAGAAGGAGAUGGAGGCGGAGGCCGAGCUCGCAAGGCGGAUCGUCAGAGUUUGCACCACCCCGCAGCUGCGCAAGGACUACGACCUUCUCGUCGCCCGCCGCCUGCACUGGAAGCCCAAGCUCGACACCAUUUCCGAGCACAAGGCCCGCCGCCACAGGAAGAUUUUGAGGAAGACCAAAUCCAAUGUCGUCUAGAUUACAUUCACCAUAGUUUUUUUUUUCUUUUCUUGAUUGUAGUUUGUAGGUAUAUAUAUUUUGUUAAUGGUAGGGAUAGCAAUUUUUUAGCAGGGAUUAAUUCAAUCGAUCCACACCUUAUUAGCUAGCUCAUUACAUAUCAUAUAAUACAGUGGAAUUUUGCAUAA
Salvia miltiorrhiza (redroot sage) is the source of this 1197-nucleotide messenger RNA. RefSeq lists its product as uncharacterized. The coding region runs from base 374 to 1030 and encodes 218 amino acids. The record is from RefSeq and is a predicted model, not a curated record. The transcript has a single exon. Lineage: Eukaryota; Viridiplantae; Streptophyta; Magnoliopsida; Lamiales; Lamiaceae.